This is a messenger RNA of Spinacia oleracea (spinach), 2561 nucleotides long. RefSeq lists its product as uncharacterized. Bases 646 to 1272 code for a protein of 208 amino acids. The transcript has 3 exons. Lineage: Eukaryota; Viridiplantae; Streptophyta; Magnoliopsida; Caryophyllales; Amaranthaceae. The record is from RefSeq and is a predicted model, not a curated record.
ACACCACACUUGACCAAAGACCCACCAACACCAUCUUUCAUUCCCACAUUCCCAUCAUCUCUCCAUUUCCUUCCUCAACUUCCUCUCACUCUCUCUUUCUCUCUCCUCCUCUGUCUCCUCUCUUUCACUCACUUUUGUACUUGUAUUUAAAAGUAACAACCCACCCACCAUUUACUUCACCAUUUCCCAUUUCUUCUUCCUACUUCGAGCCCCAAAGGGUCUCUCCCUCUUCCUCUUUCUCGCUCACUCGCUCGCUCUUCUCUCACUCCCAGAUCUGAUUUUUGAACCUGCUCGUUUGGUUGAUUGCUGGAUCUGAUCAGAAAAGGGGCUAGAAAUCUGGGUAAAUUUGUUGAUUUUGGUUGAGUUAUACUGGUGUUUUGUUCUUGUUGUUGCGGGUUAGGUGGAGAUCUAGGAAUUUCUGAUCUGGGGUUUGUUUUAGUGGCCUUGAAAGUUUGAUUUUGAUGCUUUAGAAAAUUGGUGAUAUUUUGGUUAGAUCUGACAGUACUUUGGUAAAGAGGAAGUUAGAGGCUUUAAUUCAAAGAUAUUUUACUCUUUUAGUGAGAUUGUGAUCAUAUUAGCUCAGAAAGAGGGGAUUUAUCGACUGUGAUUUGGUGAAUUUUGUGGUGUAUUUUGUCUGCUAUUGAGAUGGAAACCCUUGUAGUUGUAGCACAGCACAGGAACCAAUACUACAGUAGUAUAUCAAAGGGAAGGUGUGGUUCAUCACCUACUGGAGGGUUUAGGGACAUCAAUUGUAGGGCUUUUGAAUCUGGGAUUGGCUUACUUCCUAGUCCUUUUAAUGGCUAUGGUUCUCCGGUUAUGAACCGAGGUUUUAUGUCCCCAAACAUGCAAACCCCAUCUGCUAAAAGUGGUGGGAAAUCGAUGAGUGAGGAUACCAAACCUGGAAAAAGAUCAGCGAAAAGUAGCCCAAUCCCUAUUAACAUGAAGGGGGAUGGUGGUAGGAAUGGGAUAUUGUCUAGGGAAAGUAUGUCAUUCUCAGAGCUGUGGGCGGGGCCCGCUUAUUCGAACUCACCACCGCCGAGUUCUCUGCCUAUGCCCAAAUUCUCCAUGAAACCAAAGAGGACUGUGUCACUUGAGUUGCCUCACUUGCCUGCAUUUGAGUCUGAUUUGAACUUGCCACCAUUGCCAAAGUCAGCCCCUGCUUCCCCAACUAGAGAAUCCACCCAUUCACCUUUCAGCUUCCUUCGUGAAGAAGAUGACUCUGCUACUAAGACACUUCGCCGGAUCCUCAAUCUCGAUAUUGCUGAUGAUUGAGUGCAGGGUUUAAGUACUGGUAGUAUAGAUGUGUAUAUACAGGGAAAUAAAAUGCCUUUCAGUUGGGCUGAUUUCAAGUUUAGUAGUUAUGGUAGACAAGGCACAAGAUUAAAGUUGCAGGCUUGCAGCUAGCAGUCAACAGGGUUCCGGGUUCCUUACGGAUUAGUGGUGGUUCGUUUAGCUUCAGUAUGUUUUCUAGAAAGGAUUAUAUUGUGGAGGGGGUGUUGAAUUGGUGGAUGAUUGAAUCUGUCUGAAACUUUCAAAGGCAGAAGAAGAACAAAAGAAGUGACAAUUUAUUGCACGUUUACAAGACGUGGGUGAAUUAGCAACUCAUUUCAGCUUGGUUAUAUCUUGAUUGUGCCAAGUUAUAGAUUAAUUUUCCUCAUCUAAUGUACCUAAAGUUUCUCUGAUCAUUACUCUUAGCUGUAGUUUCUAAAUCUAACAUUUCUGUGCAUAUACUGUAGAGGUGUAGACUCCUGAACAUACUAGCUCCGUUGAUCUAUCUCCUGACUUUCUUCUUAUACUUCUUCUUUUAAAUCCUUUACUAACUCAAAAACUCUCUCUUCUUCUUCAUCUGUUAAUCCUAGGUUCAUUAGUUUCCUUAACUCUUACCAUUACUCCUCUUUACUCUUUAGCUAAUCUUUUCUUCGCAACUAUCCUUAAAAAGCUUUAGCUCGUUUUCUUCUCUGGUUUCUAGUUAGCUUAUGACUCUAGUUAACAGUAGUGUCAGAUCUCAUCCGUGCUCGCCUUCUUUUCUGGUUUUUUGAGAGGAAAAGAUGGCAUAGCACUUGGAAAUUACUUACAGUACUCUACUCUCUUCCAUUAGCUUGAGAUUCUUUGGUUAGCUUCUGCUGCACUUUCCUCCCCUCAAUACAAUACCUAGCUUUUUCAGUCUUUCCUAACAAGAGAUGCUUCCUUCCUUUCUUCGUCUGGCUCGUGGCAAUCCAUAGCUUCUAUUGAAGUUGAAUGGAAUUGGAGUCGUCUUCUUUGGAAUGGUGGCAUCUACUCUGUUAGUAUAUGCUUUAUGAAGUCCGCUUUCUGGAACUGUCCGUUGUGCUGUAGCUGUUUUUGGCUUGUUCGUCUUGUGCACUUUGUAUCUUCGAUGAACUAGUUUGUGGUAUGGACUAUGUUUCUGAUGUUUCAUCUCUAGUUUAGCACCUGUGUCGACCUUUUCCCUGUGGGUCAAUUUCAUUCCAGACUCUUGGUUUUUCUUGUAAGGUUUCAGAUGUUUUUAUCAUUUGUUUGAGGUUUGUUGAUGUUGAUGAAUUAUAUUAUGUGUUGUGUUACAA